AAGCCUUUUGGCUCAUGGGGCUAUCACCCUAGUGGAGAAAGGACAAGCUGGCUUUCAGCCUGAGCUGUUGUGCUCAUGGCUUGCCUAAAGGCACUUAUCCCAAUGUCCUUGCAGCAAGUGCUGCCGUUGUGGAAGCAGAUCAUAGGCCUUUACUUCUCCGUGGUCUUCCGCUUCUCAGAGGUGCACCGGGAUUUGCCGUCCGGCCAGCUGAUGGAGCACCUCGACACGGUGGAACGUGAACAGCUCCGCCUGCCGAAGGCCUUCGCGGAGGACUUCAAUCGUCGCUUCGGCGAGGUCACCAAGAGGAUCCUCCAGGUUUGUGAGGACGAGCCCGAUUUCUCCACGAUCUUGGCGUCGAGCUUCGUCGUGCGUGCUCUUGAGUGUUUGGCCUGCUGGGCCUGUGGCUGCUGGGGGUUGCUGGUUGGCCCCUUGCAGUUUGUGGUCGCGCCGCUGUCCUUCACAGGCUCCUUCAUUCGGUUCCUGACCAAUGUCUCGGACUGUCUCUUGCACUAUGCAUGCAGCUUCGUCGUCGCUUUGGCUUUUGUUCUCACCGGCCACAACAGAGGGCCCAUGAUGACCAUUGACACACGCUUCGUGGUCGGCUUUUUGUCCAUCGACUUCCUUUUGAACUGCCUGGUGUACGUCGUCACCUCGGAGCGCUUCGGCGCUCAGCGGCUCUUGCUGCACGCGGCGUAUGGGACGUUCAACACGAAGACCUACUUCUUCGUGGUCUUGGGCUCCCUCUUCGGGUAUCGCUUCGACCUGCGCGUGGUCAUCCUCACGGGGCUUUUAACUCUAGCUGUGAAGUCCUAUGGCCUCCACAAAACCAUCCUCAAGGGAUGCGGAUGGCCUUGCUUCCCGGUGUGCUUCUAUGUGGAACACCGUAUUGGCCACCUGCCAGUGGUGUACCAGCAUGCUCACAAGAUGCAUCACUACUUGCACGAUACCACCGCCUUUGAUGCCCACAUCUAUGGGAGCGGUAUGAACGAGGAGUUCUUCUGGAUUUGGGCCGAAGUGCUGCCGUGUCUUUUGUGUCCAAGCCUUUUCUUCCCAUACUUCUUGAACUUCGAUACCCUCUAUAUGUCCCUCACCAACAAGCCGGCGCACACCCGAACCUGCGAGGGCAGUUGUUGGAGCAUGGCCGAGGAUAACUUCCACGCGGACCACCACACGUUGCAUCGAGCGAACUACGGCUCCGCCUUGGGGGUUUUGUUGGACUUCUACUUCGGCACGCAAGGAAGCCAGACCAAGGGCGCUGGAGGCCUUGCUUACCAACGCUCAGAGGAGGGCGACCAGAUUGUGCUGCAGGUCCAGCGUGCUCAAGGGCCACUCUCAGUACCACAGAACCAGCCUCCAAAGAUGGAGGAGGAUCUUCAUGUCAUCAGAGAUGCCAAGCUGGUGGUGACCGAGGAGCAGCUGGCAGCCCACCACAGCGAUGAGACGGGCGUGUGGAUCGCCUUGAAGGGCGGCGUCUACGAUGUGAGCGCCUUCCAUCGGAUCCACCCGGGCGGCAGCCAGAUCAUCCUGGACCAUGCGGGGACCGACGCGACAGACGUUUUCACACAAGUGGGGCAUUCGCAGAAAGCGAAGGCCAUGGCUGCAAAGCGUCUCAUCGGCCGCUUAAAGGGCAGGAGAAGCGAGCGACUGUGAAGAUCGAAGGACGACGCGCGGUCUGUCCAAAUCGUUGAAUUUCUGCCGAAUCACGCUCCGUGAAUCCUCCCGAAUCCGGAGAUCGGAGCCUCAUAGUUCCAGGGGUUUGGGUUUCUGG
This is a messenger RNA of Durusdinium trenchii, 1768 nucleotides long. Lineage: Eukaryota; Dinophyceae; Suessiales; Symbiodiniaceae. The record is from the annotation of a GenBank genome assembly.